This is a messenger RNA of Neltuma alba, 723 nucleotides long. RefSeq lists its product as uncharacterized. The transcript has 3 exons. NCBI's taxonomy places the organism in Eukaryota, Viridiplantae, Streptophyta, Magnoliopsida, Fabales, Fabaceae. Gene Ontology annotation, cellular component: ribosome. The record is from RefSeq and is a predicted model, not a curated record. Gene Ontology annotation, molecular function: structural constituent of ribosome. Gene Ontology annotation, biological process: translation. Bases 139 to 432 code for a protein of 97 amino acids.
AUGGCAUCAUCCCCGUUGGCUUUUGCCUUUCUGCUUCUUCGCCUCUCUGCUUGCUAGCCGCUGACAUCUGCGGAGCACCUCCAGCCGGCGCCGCCGACUCCACUGUCCUCUUCCCAGGUUGUAGACGUUUGAGUAAUCAUGAAGGUAAGGUCAUCUGUGAAGAAGAUGUGUGAGUUCUGUCGGACAGUUAAGCGUCGAGGACGUGUAUAUGUGUUAUGUACGGCCAACCCUAAGCACAAGCAAAGACAAGGCAUGUCAACAGUUGCUCAAGCAAUGUCAUCUCAUACCGUGUCCUCAGAGCCAAGUGCCAAGCAGAUUAGUUUUACCAACAGCUCACGUACAGGCCUGGCUUCCCUUCUUCCUCAAAGGCACGGCCUCUCUAUGUUGUAUGGAUGGAGGGUGGGCCUGGCCUCUAUUCUGUCUAAAAGGUAAAACAAACACGGUUAGCGCCUUGGAAUCCAAAGAUUAUGUUGGAAGCAGUGACUUACUAUGAGAAGAACCUCAUAAAUAAUUACCACUCUUGAUCAGGGCCUUUGCCUCCCUCCUUUCUUUCUAUUGUUUAUGAAGUCUAGCUUUGCUUUGUUUUGUUCACUGUUAGAAGGUAACAGGUGCAGCAAGACUUAUGUGGACCCUUUAGUAUGCAUUCUUGGUAUUAUUUGGAAAAUGUAAAACUUUGGUACAGGGCUUUUUGCCUGUUACAAUCUUUCUUGGGUCUUCUUUUUA